AUGCCUGGCGCCCCCUCGCGGCAGCGGCGCUUGCUGCUCCUGGCGGUGUCGCUGGCGCUGCUGCUGGCUCUGCUGGCCGCGCCCCUCGCACGGGUGGCCGCUUUGCCGAUCACCGCCGAUGCGUCGGCGGGCUCGGCCCCGCGCCCGGCCGCGCCGCAGCCCGGCCCCCUGGCCAUCGCCUCCUCGGGUCCGAUGCCGAUCUGCACGGCUGACUGCGCGUCCUGCCCCUUCGCCAGCAGGUGCACCCGCUGCCAGUCGGGCUUCCUGCUGCACAACAACGAGUGUCGACCCUCCUGCCCGCCGGGCUACUACCCGGAUGCCAAUAACAUCCAGUGUCUCCCCUGCGGCGCGAACUGCGAGGCAUGCGAGUCAGGCACCGGGCUCUGUGUGACCUGCAUCCCGGGGUAUCACCCUUCUGGCGGGUUGGCUUGCGCCGCGGGCUCCUGCCAGCCCGGCGAGUUUUCCCAGCCCAGCGGCUGCGUGCCCUGCCCGGCGGCGUGUCUCCUAUGUGACACCGGCGCCGGCUGCACCGAGUGCCUCAGUCACGAGCUGCUGAUCCCGGCUACCGGCAGGUGUUUGGCCGCCUGCCCGGCCACAACCUUCAGCCCCUCGGACAGGGACAACCGCUGCCUCCCCUGCCCGAGCAUCCUGGGCUCGUGCGACACUUGCCACUCGCGCCCGAGCCUGGGGCUGGAGUGCACCGAGUGCAGCGCCGGGUCCUAUCUGGCCGGCGGGCUGUGCCACCCGGGGGCCUGCCCGGCGGGCUACGUCAGCCCCACCGGCGGCCCCUCCUGCGAGCCCUGUCCGGCCAACUGCAAUGCAUGCACCGGGCAGAAGGUGUGCACCCAAUGCCGGAGCCCCUACUAUCUGACCAACGGCACGUGUGUCGCAUCCUGCCCCCCGGGACAGUAUGGCCACUCGGCGGGCACAUGCGCCGGCUGCCCGCAGGAGGGCUGUGCCGCGUGCACCGGCCCCAACUCCGACCAAUGCACCUCCUGUGCCGGCGGCCGAGUCCUCUAUGCGGGCAACUGCGUGCCGGCCUGUCCCCCGGGGACAUUCCUCGCGCAGGGCACCUGCAUGCCCUGCCUCGCGAACUGCCAGUACUGCCAGUCGGCCACCACAUGCAAUGGAUGCGCCACCGGCUGGUUCGUGUAUGGCGGCCAGUGCGUGCCCAGCUGCCCGGAGGGGACCUUCGUCUCGGGCAGCGAGUGCAAAAGCUGCCCGACCGACUGCACAAUGUGCACCGCCUCCGACCAAUGCUCCACAUGCCGCUCCGGCUUUUACCUCCAUGCGAACACCUGCGUCGGGUCCUGCCCCUCGUGGACCUAUGUCUCCGGGACCCGGUGUGCGGCCUGCCCGGCCGGCUGUACCUCCUGCCUGUCGGAGCAUAUGUGCACCGGCUGUGACAAUGGCACAUACCUCUACCAGGGCAGCUGCUGGGCCACCUGCCCGAGCGCCACCUUCCCGGCCGGGCAAAAAUGCCAACCCUGCUCGCCCGAUUGCCUGACAUGCACCUCGACCAGCAGCUGCACCGCCUGCACCUCGAGUACCCUCCUGGACAAUGGCGCCUGUGUGACCACCUGCCGGGCGGGCUUCUUCGCGGACAACCGCGUCUGCAAGGCUUGCUCCCACAAUUGCGGCUCCUGCACCAGUGCCAGCCAGUGCGACGCCUGCGCCAAUGGCACCUACCUCAGUGGCGGGGCCUGCGUGUCGCACUGCCCGACCGGGACCUUCAUCGACAAUGGGACCUGCGCCGCCUGCUCGGACCAUUGCACCAUCUGCACCUCCGGCAGCCGGUGCACCGCCUGCGGCGGCCAGUAUGUCGUGCACGAUGGCGCCUGCACGGCCGCCUGCCCGCCGGGGUUCUUCCCCUCGCACGGGGCGUGUGACGCCUGCUCGUCCGGGUGCACCACCUGCUCCGCCUCGUAUGCCUGCACCGCCUGCCAGUCGGGGCUCCUGCUCCACGAGAAUGCCUGCCGCCCUGACUGCCCAUCGGGCUUCUUCCCCAGCGGCACCCACUGUCUGUCAUGCUCCGGCGGCUGUGAUGUAUGUACCUCGGCGUCGCGGUGCGACGCCUGCCUGUCGGGCCUCUUCCUGCACGAGGGCGCCUGUGUGCAGGGCUGCUCCAACGGCUUCUACCCGGCCAAUGGCCGAUGCAUGCCCUGCCCGGGGGGCUGCGCGGCCUGCCAAAGUGACACCCACUGCACCCAGUGCCUGCCUUCCCUCUACAUGCAUGGUACCACCUGCUCCUCCAGCUGCCCCACCGGGACAUUCAUCUCGGGCGCCAACUGCCAGGCAUGCAUGCCCAGCUGUGCCUCCUGCAGCUCGGCCAGCGCCUGCGAUAGCUGCCCCGCCGGCAAUCACCUGCACCAGGGCCAGUGUCUCUCUGCCUGCCCGGCGGCCACCUACCCCGACGCCGGGGAGUGUGUCGCCUGCCCGGCGACCUGCACCGGGUGCACCGGGCCGGCGGCCUGCACCGGCUGCGCCACCGGCCUGGAGCUGGUCAAUGGCGCCUGCACCAGCUCCUGCCCGGCCGGGACCUUCCCCAAUGGGGCCGCCUGCGCCGCGUGCCAGGGGGACUGCCGCACUUGCCAAGACGCCAGCCGGUGCGCCGCCUGCAUGCCGGGCUUCCUGCUGACCCCGCAGGGGACCUGCGUCGGCAGCUGCCCGGUGUCCACCUUCCAGCAGGGCGACCAAUGCAUGCCCUGCCCGGGGGGCUGUUCGACCUGCUCCUCGGCCAGUGCCUGCACCGCAUGCAUCGGCGCCUUCCGCCUGCACAAUGGGGCCUGCGUCGAUCCCUGCCCCUCGGGGACCUUCCCCGGGGCCACCGCAUGCGCCGAAUGUCCGGGCACCUGCAGCCGGUGCACCUCGGCCUCCCAGUGCACCGAGUGCUCCUCCGGCCACUGGCUCUACCAGGACGCCUGCUGGUCCUCCUGCCCGGAUGGCACCUACCCCGGGACGUCUUCCUGCCAUGCCUGCCCGGCGACCUGCAGCAAGUGCCUCUGGGACGGGAUGUGCUCCACUUGCACUUUCGGGUAUUACCUGCACCAGGGCGCCUGCCUUGCGCAGUGCCCCGAGGGGACAUACGUGACUGGUGACCGCGCAUGUUCCCCCUGCCCGGAUGAGUGUACUGCCUGCUCCCUUCCAUCGGCAUGCCAGUCCUGCAAGGCGGGCCGCCUCCUUCACCAGGGGGCCUGCCUGUUGGCAUGUCCCCCGGGCACGCGGCCGGCGGACGGCCAGUGUGCUGCCUGCCCGGCCGGGUGCAGCACCUGCGACGCCGGGGCCGGCUGCACCGGCUGCCAGGACGGGCACCUCCUGCACGAGGGCCACUGUGUGGCCGACUGCCCGGCGGGCUUCUUCGCCGGGCCGCUGGCCUGCCAGGCCACCUGCGACGCCGGGGCCGGCUGCACCGGCUGCCAGGACGGGCACCUCCUGCACGAGGGCCACUGUGUGGCCGACUGCCCGGCGGGCUUCUUCGCCGGGCCGCUGGCCUGCCAGGCGUGCGGCAAGGGCUGCCUCGCCUGCAGCUCGGCCACCGUCUGCCUUGCCUGCUCGGAGGGGGCCUUCCUGCAUGCGGGCACAUGUGUCGGGGGCUGCCCGAUGGGCACCUUCCCGGUGGCCGACGGCAUGGUGUUCCUGGCCCCGGCGCGUCCCCAGGACCGGGGCCUCUGCACCGGCACCUGCCCCGAGGGGCAAUACCCCGGGGCUCAGCAGUGCCAGCUCUGCCCGAAGGGCUGCACCGGCUGCCAGGUGGACCCGACCUCCGGGCAUGUUCACUGCACGGCCUGCUCCCGGGGCUAUGGCCUGGGCCCGCAUGCGGCCGGGCGCCCGGUGCCGGAUCUCCCCCGGUGCUUGCCAUCGUGCGAGCCCGGGCGCUUCCCGGAUGCGGAUCUGGUGUGCACGGCCUGCCAUGGGUCGUGCGCCGAGUGCCGGCGGCCGGAUGCCUGCACCGUCUGCCAGCCGGGCUGGGUCUUCCCCACGGCCGGGGCCGCCCUCUGCACGGAUGCCUGCCCGGUGGGGGAAUUCCCCGACACCAUGGACACCAAGCAGUGCCGGGCCUGCGGCGCGGGGUGCCACCUGUGUGCCGGCGGCGCGGACCGGUGCACGCGCUGUGCGCCGGGGUGGCGGCCGGCCGGCCCCCUGCCCGGGGCCUGUGUCGGCUGCCCGGCCGGGUGUGCCACCUGCUCGGCCGACGGCCAGUGCCUGUCAUGCGACGGGGCCUCCCAGCCGGGGCUGGUGCUGACGCCGGAUGGGCGCUGCGCCGGGUCCUGCCCGGCCGGCCACUUCCCGGACGGGCCGGAGUGCGCUCGCUGUGCCGAUGAGUGUGCCACCUGCACCGGGCCCGGGGUGGACAGCUGCCUGACCUGCUCGCCGGGGCUGGUGCUGGAGGCCGGCGCCUGCCGGUGGCCCUGCCCGGCCGGGCAAUUCCGCGACGCCACCACCCCGGGGCUUCCCUGUGUCGCCUGCCAUGCCUCCUGCUCGGCGUGCAUCGGGCCCGGGGAUGCCAGCUGCUGGGACUGCUCGCGGCCGGAGCACGUGGCGCAGGAUGGCCACUGCCAGCAGGCCUGCGCCGGGGGGUUCGUCCCGGUGGCCGGCCGCUGCCAGGCCUGCCACUUCACGUGUGCCACCUGCCAGGGGGUCCGGUCGACCGAGUGCACCGCCUGCCGGGCCGGGCUCUUCGGCGUGCCGGUGCCCGGGUCCGAUGGCCGGCGCCUUCGGUGCCUGGAUGCCUGCCCGCUGGGGAGCUUCCCCGGCCCGGGGGGCGUGUGCUCGCCAUGCGGCGCCGGCUGCCUGGUGUGCGAGGCCGGGCCGCUGGCCUGCUCGCAGUGCGAGCGCAACAUGCUCCUCCGGCCCCCGGGCCCGGGCCCGGACCCGGACCCGUGUGUUUCCUCCUGCCCGGGGGCCAGUGCCCCGGUGGGCGGGUCGUGCGUCGGCUGUGCCGGGGCCUGUGCACAGUGCGCCGGGCCGCGCGAGGACCAGUGCCUGGCUUGCGCCGGGCCCGACAGCCUGCUGCAUGGCGGCCGGUGCAUGGGGGCCGGGGCCUGCCCGGAGGGCUACUACCCGGAGGCCGGGGCCUGUGCCCCGUGCACGGCCGACUGCCAGGGCUGCCAGACGGCCGACCGGUGCACUGCCUGCCCGGCCGGCGUGCCGCUGGUCAAUGACCGGUGCCUGACGGCGCGCUGCCCGGCCGGCACCUUCCUCCAGCAGGACCCGGCCACCGGGGCCUCCCUCUGCGCCGAGUGCCAUGCUUCGUGCACCGAGUGCGCGGGCCCCGGGCCGGGGGGCUGCACCGCCUGCCCAGAGGGGCUGGCAUUGACGCCGGCCGGUGCGUGCGAGGGGUCCUGCCCGGAGGGGUGGUGGCCCGGCCGGCCGGAGCCGGCCUCGCCGGCCGGCCCCGGCCGGGAGUGUCUGCCCUGCGACCGGCCAGCCCCGGCCGGGGUCCCUGGCUGCCGGGUGUGCCAUGACUCCGGGGCCGGGCCCUUCUGCACGGCCUGCGCGCCGGGGCACGUCGCCUCGGCCGAUGGCGACCGGUGUCUGGAGCACUGCCCGCCGGGGGAGUUCCUGCCGCCCGGGGCCGCCGCCUGCUGGGCCUGUGACAGGGCCCUGUGUGCCGAGUGCGCCCUGGCCGCCAGCCGGUGCACGGUGUGCGCCAGCCCGGGGGCCCUGCUGCUCGGGGACACCCGGGCAUGCCUGGCCGGCGGCCGCUGCCCCGGCGCCAAGUAUGUCGGGCCCACUGCCGGCGGCGUGUGCCUCCCCUGCGCGGUGGCCCACUGCGAGGAGUGCGCCCUGUCGAGCGGGCUGCCGUCCGAGUGCGACGGGCCGAGCGCGGCCACCGGCGGCGAGCUGCUCUGCCCGCUGGCCACCGAGUGCCGGCGCUGUGCCGACGGGCUGGUCCUGCUGCGGCCGGCGGACCACUCCUCGGCCGUCUUCGCCUGCGUGGCCGAGUGCCCGACCGGCCUCUUCCAGGACGGCCUGGAGUGUGCCCCCUGCGCGCGGGACUGCGACCAGUGCCUCGGGCCGCGGGAGGAGGAUUGCACGGCAUGGCCCCGGCCGGCCGGGCGGUCCGCCUCGCUGGCCCUGGGCCUGGGCCUGGGCCUGAGCCUGCUGCUGCUGCUGCUGCUGCUGCUGCUGCUUGUGGCGUGGUGCCGCGUGCGCCGGGCCCGCCGGGCCAAGGCCCCCGAAGAGCUGGAUGAACAUGCCACCGUCCUGAAUACGAUUGUCGAGCUCUCGCUUCCCGGGCGCGCGCUUGUGGACAUCGAGGCGGACUUCGCCCCGGUGGACAUGCACCUCGGCGAGGGCAAGCAGGCCAGCGUCUACUCGGCCCGGGCGGUCGGGGCCGGCAUCCGUGCGCGGCUCGACUGCCCGGACACCGUGGCCAUCAAGCUGUUCGCUGAGUUCCCCGGCAUGUCGGUGGAAGACGUGGCCCGGUCGGUGCUGGCCGGCAAGCGUCCCGACGUCCGGCAUGUGCACGAUGCCCUGGCCCAGGAGGAUGCCCCGGCCGGGGUGUCCUCCCAGCUGGUGGAGCUGCUCCAGCAGACCGGCGAGGAGCAAACGCACUUCCGCCCGGUCAUGGCGAUUCUCCGGCAGAAGCUGGCCGCCGCGUGUGCCUUCUGCCCGCCCGAGUAG
Messenger RNA from Fonticula alba, 6627 nucleotides. RefSeq lists its product as hypothetical. The coding region runs from base 1 to 6627 and encodes 2208 amino acids. The transcript is spliced from 7 exons. The record is from RefSeq and is a predicted model, not a curated record. Lineage: Eukaryota; Rotosphaerida; Fonticulaceae.